CUUUUAUUUAUAUUGAUCGCUCCUCGUAUUUUGGAGAUACGUUUUCAAGAGAUCAAUAAAGUUCAAUGUUAUCUGUUCUGAUGUAGUCAUAAUAAGUAACAAACUAAAAAACACAAAGAAGUGCCCAAAUUAAUCUGAAGCCAUAAUUAAAACUAAUCUCUCUUUUGGAUUUGUUAAUUACAUUAAAUAAUAAUAAUUAUUAUUAUUAUAAACUUGAUUUCCUAAUUGAAGGAGUUGUUGACAAAACACAACAAAACAUUAAAGAUGUUACAACGGAAAAGUGUAUUAUUUGCUAUAGGGGAAGCAGAACAUGUCGUUGAUGUUCAGGACGUUGGACCUGAAACUACACUCAACACAUAUCUUAGAGAAAAAACAUUCCUAACUGGUACCAAAAGAAUGUGUUUGGAAGGUGGCUGUGGAGCAUGUACGGUAGCUGUGGAAGCGAUUAUUCGUGGGAAGAAAAAAGUGUUUUCAGUGAAUUCUUGUUUGGUAUCUAUUUUGUCAUGUCACGGAUGGAAAAUUCACACUAUAGAAGGUAUAGGUAAUUCUUUGAUGGGUUACCAUGAGAUUCAAAAAAAUUUAUCUGAGAAUUAUGGUACACAAUGUGGAUUUUGCUCCCCGGGUAUGGUUAUGAACAUGUUCGCUCUGCAGGAAUCGGGUCAAGCAACGAAAGAACACAUUGAGAAUUCUUUUGGUGGGAAUAUUUGUAGAUGUACUGGAUACAGACCCAUAUUACAUGGUUUCAAAAAGCUUGCUUCUGGAAGUAAUGAAAUAAAAUUACAAGGUGUAGAAAUUCCUGAUAUUGAGGAACUAAAACUUUGCUCGGAAUAUUCACAAAAAAAUUGUAACAAACCCUUCAAAAAGCCUAAAAAAAAUUUUCUCAUGCAGGCAAAAGAAUCGAAGUGGAUAAGUGUCCACACUUUGCAGGAUUUAUUGGAAGUUCUGAAAAUAUCUGAUGUCAAAAACUAUAUGUUGGUUAGCGGUAAUACUUCUAGAGGUGUAUUUAAGGACACUCCACUCCCAGACUUAUAUAUAGAUAUAAAAGACACCUCUGAGUUAAUAGAAUUUUCCGGAAACGGUGAUAUGCUGAAUAUCGGCGGCAACGUGAAUUUAACGGAUUUUGCUGAUAUUUGUCUAAAAAUGUCGGAAAAUAAGAAAUUUUCAUACCUAAAACAGAUAGUGAAGCAUAUAGACUUGGUAGCUACUGUUCAGAUCAGAAAUGUUGGAAGUAUAGCUGGUAAUUUGAUGAUGAAGUAUCAGCACAACGAAUUUCAAUCAGAUAUUUUUUUAUUACUGGAAACUUUCAAUGCUACGAUAGUAAUUGUUGACGUCGAUUCCAAUAAAAUAUUUGUAUCGCCACAAGCUUUCCUUAAAACCGAUAUGAAAAAAAAAGUAAUUAAAAAUAUUGUAUUCAACGCUUUGGAUGAUUCAUACGUAUUUUCAACAUUCAAGAUAAUGCCAAGAGCACAAAAUGCGCAUGCUAUGGUUAAUGCUGGGUUCCUAAUUAAACUCUUAAAUGGUACUGUCAAAUUAGCGAGAAUAAUUUAUGGUGGCAUUAAUCCCAAAUUUAUUCAUGCUACGCAAACCGAGAAAAUGUUAAUAGGCAAACAAUUGUACGAUGAUACUGUACUACAAAAUGUAUUUGAGUCGCUUGAUGAAGAAAUUAAUCCCGAUUAUGUUCUUCCCGACCCGACACCUGGCUUUAGAAAAAAUUUGGCUCUAUCUCUGUUUUAUAAAUUUGUUUUGAAGACAUGCCCCCCAGAAAAGGUGAAUGUUAAGUUCAGAAGUGGUGGCGAUCUUUUCAAUAGACCGUUAUCGACUGGAACCCAGGAGUUUGGAACCGAUAAAAAACUUUGGCCUCUAACACAACCUAUACCCAAACUUGAAUCAUUGGCUCAAUCUUCUGGACAGAUGGAGUAUAUUAUGGAUAUGCCAAAACUACCAAAAGAAGUCCAUGCUGCACUAGUUACCGCUAAAGCACCAGCAGGAUCUAAAAUACUCAGUAUAGAAACCUCCACAGUGUUGAAAUUACCGGGAGUUAUAGCAUUUUUUGACAAAAAAGACAUUCCUGGUAGGAAUGUUUUCACACCACUAGAUAGUACCAUGUAUUUCUCUGUGGAAGAAGAAUUAUUUUGCAGUGGUAUAGUACAAUACUACAAUCAAGUAAUAGGAAUCAUUAUAGCAAAAACCGAAGAAAUUGCUUGGAAAGCUGCGGAGUUAGUAGAAGUCAAAUAUGCACCACCUACGAAUAAAGCUUAUUUGGAUGUUAGAGAAGUUGUUGCGGAUAAUAUAAAUAACAGAAUCACACAUAUAAGCACACUUUUACCAAAAGAAAAAGGAAAAGAUAUUAUCAAAGUGAUAAAAGGAGACUUUUAUAUUGGAAUGCAGUAUCAUUAUCAUAUGGAGUUACAGUCUUGUAAAGUUGUACCGCUUGAUGAUGGAGGUAUUGAUAUUUUUUCUACCACUCAGUGGAUGGAUGCAAAUCAGCAAGGAGCUUCGACUGUUUUGAAUAUGCCAACAAAUAAAAUCAAUAUCAAAGUUAGGCGACUUGGUGGAGGUUUUGGUGCGAAGAUCUUAAGAAACACAUUAAUAUCGACAGCUACUGCUCUAGCCGCUGUCAAACUUCAAGUACCAGUGAAUAUGAUACUCCCUCUGGAAAGUAACAUGGAUGUUUUAGGAAAACGUUAUCCCUUGUUUACAAAAUACGAAGUAGGAGUAAACGCAUCAGGGGUUAUUCAAUAUCUAGAAGCCGAACUUCAUUCUGAUAUGGGUAUUGGAGGAAAUGAACCAUUUGAAUCUUUGAUGGUUGCUAGUUUUCAAAAUUGCUAUGAUUCCAGGACUUGGGAGUUUUCAACAUAUGCUGUUAAGACGGACAUGCACGCCAAUUGUUAUACAAGAGCACCUGGAACCGUCGAAGGUACAGCCGCAAUUGAAGCAAUUAUGGAACAUAUAGCUCUAACAAUGGAUUUAGAUCCUAUACAAGUGAAAUUAUCGAACACUAAUACUCAAUUAUCUCCAGAUAUGCCAAAUUAUUUCAGCAAUUUGAAAUCGUGGGCUAAUAUUGACGCCAGGAGAGCAGACAUAGAAUCUUUCAAUAAGGCUAAUAGAUGGCGAAAAAGAGGUUUAUCCGUUGUACCAUUAAGAUGGGUGUUGGAAGUUUAUGUAAACUACACUGUUAUUGUUUCUAUUUAUCAUGGAGAUGGUGGAGUUGCUAUAUCCCACGGAGGAGUUGAAAUGGGACAAGGUAUUAAUACUAAGGUUAUUCAAGUAUGCGCAUACAAAUUUGGAAUAGAUGUGAACAAAGUUAGUGUAAAACCGAAUUAUAAUUUCGUAGCUCCCAAUUGCUCUAGUUCUGGAGGUAGUUUAACCAGUGAAGCUAUUUGUUAUAACUCAUAUCCCCCAAAUUUAGAAUCCUUACAGGGUUAGUAUUAGGGCUGGCUUCAAGGCGGCAUCCCAUCCCAUCAUCAUUUUCUGCUGAAAUUGUAAUAGUAAGAAAAAGUAAAAAUAUGUUUUGCUGAGAUCCAGAUUUUUCUUACAUGUCAAUGAAUUAAAGUUCCAAAAAAUCUAUUUGACGUGGUUCAGUAGCUAUUUUUUUUUAAUUUAACUAUUUGGAACUUUUCCUCGUAGAUACAAAUUUACACCAUAAAACCUUCCAGUAGACAGUAAACUUGUGUUGGGGUUACAAUAUCCUUGAAAAAUUCUUAUUUCUGAAGCUGAGCUUGAGAUCAUUGCAAGGUGGACUGUGAUAUUCAGCAUCUAGUUAGAGACAGCUUCUAGCACGAUAACCUGAUAUAAGAUCGAGGCCAAAUGAAAAAUGCUAACAGGACCAAAGAUGGUUUGGUGGAUAUGAUAUAUGUUUUCUUCUACUGGGGGGUCGGUUGGAGUAGUUUUAAUUUACUAAAACAAAGGAGUAUUACAUACAUCAUAAUUGGUGACGGGCAUAUCGAUUUUAGAAACAUAUUUGGUCAAUGGGGAAAAAGUACAAGCGGUGAGGUCAUAAGAAUAAUAGUAUUUUAGAGCAAAGGGUUUGACCAAUUGAGGAAUAGAGUUUAUAGAUAUUCAGAUAGCAAAUUUGAUCGAUGAGGUAAAAAGCGAGUGAAAAAAAGUGAUUGUCUUUUCAAGAAGAGGGUUAGACAAUUACUUUAAAAAUAAAUAUUGGCACAGAAUUGAUUUUAAUCAAGAUAUUAACGUUACCAAUACAUCACAGCUGAUAUUUCAAGAAAAUCUAUGUAAUCCAAGAUUUUCUUCGAAAUUAUCCAAUUAUCCAACAUAUUAUCAAAAUAUUUUGUUAAACUUCUAAACUAACUAAAAAGUUUCUGACUGGAAUCAUUCGAUCACUUAAAUACAGGAAUGAAAAAAAUAUUGAAAAAUGAUUAUUUCCAUAACAAUA
Messenger RNA from Diorhabda carinulata, 4390 nucleotides. RefSeq names its product xanthine dehydrogenase-like. Gene Ontology annotation, molecular function: FAD binding; 2 iron, 2 sulfur cluster binding; oxidoreductase activity. Lineage: Eukaryota; Metazoa; Arthropoda; Insecta; Coleoptera; Chrysomelidae. The transcript is spliced from 17 exons. Bases 265 to 3426 code for a protein of 1053 amino acids. The record is from RefSeq and is a predicted model, not a curated record.